AUGAAACUCUUCAUUCUUUUUAUGCUUUGGCAUAUUUACAUAAAAUCAUCGACUCAAGCAUCUGGAAUUGUCAUUGAUGAUACUUAUGAACCUGAUGUGCCUCAAAUAGAACUCUUUAAACUUCACCCCCAGCCAAUGGACUUAUUUUUAGAUCCAAGAUCAAAGCGAUCAGCUCCUUACAAAAUUAUAGAGUCUCCUGGUUUACAUUCACAUUUUAUUGUGGUUCAAGAUGAAGAAAUUCUGAGGUCAAAUCCUAAUCGAAGACGAAAUCGUAGAUCACUUAGCAGAAGUGAACUUCAUAGCGAUGAAAUUGAAGAUAUUGAAAUGCCUACCAGACGAACAACUGUUAAUAAUGAUGAUGUUUCACUUGAAGACAUUCCACAAGCUGAGAAGCAAACAUUAAAUCCCGCUUAUUAUAGAUCUGAUGACAGUCGUUUGAUGGACAAAUGGGUAAAAGCACCCUACGGUGAUUUUCAAUCUCGUUCUCAUAAAGAAGAAGAUGAUACACAAGCGGAAGCAUCAAGCAACAUUGGAACGAAAGCAAGAACACCACGAGUGAACUUCAUUACGCAACAAGGUCAUAAUUCAGGAAAUAAAGACGAUCCAGAUGGCCCGGAAGCAAGAGAAAGAGAAAGGGAGAAGGAACGAGAAAGAGAACGUGAACGAGAGAGAGAUCGAGAUUACAAUCGUGACAAUAACCGAGAUCAACAAAAUCUAAACAAAUCACCAUCUGAUGACGGUUAUCGUAAGCCUCCAAUUGAACCGUAUUAUCCACAAAAUUAUUAUAACAAGAAAUACGAUCCUUACACUCCCAACUACAUUCCACCGUAUGACCAUUACGGUCGUCAUUCAUAUUAUUAUGGAAGAGAUCCAUACAGAGACAUGUCAGCAGCUCCCGCUUAUUAUCCAUACAGAGAUCGAGAUCUUGCUUAUGUUGAUCGCCCACCUGCAGGAAUGAGUCGAAUGACACCGCCAAUUGGAGGUUCUUCAAGCUUCUAUUAUCGUCAUCAAUAUAAUGAUUAUGAUGAUUAUUUACCUCGCACUGUUCCGAAUUAUUAUUAUUCUGAUAAACGCUUUGAUAUACCAACGCCUGUCUUGCCAAUGGAACCGAGAAGUCCAUAUGAACGUGAACUCUAUCAACCGUAUUUGUACACUAACGAGGUGAAUAAUCGUCCCGGAAGAAUCAUUUAUUAUGCAAAUCUUCCUGAAAUUGUCAGAACUCCCAGCAAUUAUCGUUCAGCAACAGCACGUUACGGUGAUCCAGGAUAUAAUAAUUAUUACUAUGAUAAUAAUUAUGAUGAUUACAAAACAGCAAGAACCCCGAAAGCGGCGACUAUACGAAGCAUUCCUCUAUCACCUGCCACAACAACUAUGCGAGUUUCUAGCGCUCCUGUACGGUCGGAAACAGGAAGAGAACGUCCGUUUUUCGGUUAA
Molecule: messenger RNA, 1434 nt
Organism: Clunio marinus
Lineage: Eukaryota; Metazoa; Arthropoda; Insecta; Diptera; Chironomidae
Source: the annotation of a GenBank genome assembly